AUGGCAUUUUUAGGACAUUGUGGUGCUAUACUCUUUAGAGGUCGGCAAAUAGAUCAUGUACGAGAUUUUGGUUGUGGGAAAUUAUAUUAUAAAACAUUUUAUAUUGAUGAGCCAACGAAUGUUAUAUAUGUUGGAGCAAUGGAUCGAGUAUUUCGCCUCAAUUUACAAAACAUCAGUCAAUCUCUGUGCGAUAAUCAAAAGGAUGUUGUAAUAUUGGAGCCAACAGGAUCAGAUAUCCUAAAUUGUGUCUCAAAGGGUAAACGAGAAUUAUUUGAAUGCCGUAAUCACAUAAGAGUAAUACAACCAAUGGACCAUGGGAGAAAAUUGUACAUAUGUGGAACGAAUGCUCAUAACCCUAAGGAUUAUGUUAUAUAUUCCAAUUUAACACAUUUACCAAGGAAUGAAUAUGUACCGGGUAUUGGAUUAGGUAUUGGUAAAUGUCCUUACGAUCCAUUAGAUAAUUCAACAGCUGUUUGGGUUGAACAUGGUAAUCCGAAUGAUUUACCAGGAUUGUAUUCAGGAACAAAUGCUGAAUUUACCAAAGCCGAUUCAGUAAUUUUCAGGUCUGAUUUGUAUAAUUUAACAUCCGGCCGGAAGGAGCAUAAUUUCAAAAGGACACUCAAAUACGAUUCUAAAUGGCUUGACAAACCAAAUUUCGUUGGCUCAUUUGAUAUUGGAGAAUAUGUGUAUUUCUUUUUUCGUGAACGUGCUGUUGAAUAUAUAAAUUGUGGUAAAGCAAUUUAUUCACGUAUUGCCAGAGUGUGUAAAAAUGAUAAAGGUGGCAAAUAUAAUAUUAUUGGACAAAAUUGGGCAACAUAUUUAAAAGCACGAAUAAAUUGUAGUAUAUCAAGUGAAUUUCCAUUUUAUUUCAAUGAAAUUCAAUCAGUUUAUAAAAUGCCAAAUGAUAAUAAUAAAUUUUAUGCAACAUUUACAACAAAUACACAUGGUAUUGUUGGAUCAGCUAUAUGUAGUUAUGAUAUACGUGAUAUAAAUGCGGCAUUUGAUGGAAAAUUUAAAGAACAAGUUUCAUCAAAUUCAGCAUGGCUUCCGGUACUUAAUUCAAAGGUUCCUGAUCCAAGACCAGGAGUUUGUAUAAACGAUACAUCAACGCUCCCAGAUUCAGUACUUAAUUUUAUUCGAAAACAUCCGCUUAUGGAUAAAGCCGUUGAUCAUGAACACGCGCAACCUGUUUUCUUCAAAAGGGAUGUCAUUUUAACAAAAUUAGUUGUUGAUAGGAUUCGAAUCGAUAAAUUAAAUCAAGAAUAUUUAGUGUAUUUUGUUGGUACAAAUACUGGCAGCAUAUAUAAAAUUGUACAAUAUACAAAAUUUGGUCAACGUCACUCCAGUUUAUUGGAUAUAUUGGAUAUAGCUAAAAAUGAACCAAUACGAGAAAUGGGCAUUAGUAAGAAAACAGGAUGUCUAUAUAUAGCAACGGAUCAUAGUGUCAAACAAAUUGAUUUAGCAAUGUGUAAUCGCCGUUAUGAUAGCUGUUAUCGUUGUAUACAAGAUCCAUAUUGUGGUUGGGAUAAAGAUACAGGUGCUUGUAAACCAUUUCAAUUAGGUUUAUAUCAGGAUGUUGGAAAUGAAACAUCUGGCAUAUGUGAUACAAGUGUCCUUAAAAAGAGAAUAACAGCCUCAUAUGGGCAAACAUUACAUUUAUCAUGUUUUGUUCGUGUACCAGAAGUAUUGCGACAAAAAAGUAUUAGAUGGUUUCAUCAUUCAGCUGAAAAAGGAAGAUACGAAAUCAACUAUACACCAUCAAAAUAUAUAGAAACAUCUGAGGGUGGCCUCGUUGUAAUUUCAAUAAAUGAAGGAGAUGCAGGACGUUAUGAUAGCUAUUUGGAUGGAACACUUUUAUGUAGUUACAGUGUUAACGUUGAUGCUCACAGGUGUACGCCGCCAACUAAAAAGAAUGACUACCAAAAAAUUUAUUCACAUUGGUGUAAUGAAUUUGAAAAAUAUAAAUCAGCCAUGAAACAAUGGCAGGAAAAACAAGAGCAAUGUCACGCAAAAGACAAAAAAGGUGUCAAACACAUAAACGAUGUUAUAAUUGAUGAUAAAAUAGUCUGACCUAAAGGCGAGUCAUCGUUUGAUAAAAGACUGACAUUUUAGCUUUUCAAAGACAAUAUUUUAAUUUAUCUUUUAUCAAAUUAUUAUUAUUAUUAUAAUUUUUAUUAUUAUUGUAAUACUAGACAAAAAACAGAGUUUUAAUUAAGCCACAAAAUAUGAAAAAUGCUAUUAAUAUUAUUAAAAAAAAAAAAAACAAAAAAAAAACUACAAAUACUAAGAACCAAUAAGUUACUUUUUAAAAAUGUAAAAUAGAACCGAAAUUUUAAAAUGUAAAAUAGCAAGUAUAAAAGUUUAUUUUACGAAAAAAAAACAUCAGCUCAAAAAUU
This is a messenger RNA of Condylostylus longicornis, 2396 nucleotides long. RefSeq names its product semaphorin-2A-like. Lineage: Eukaryota; Metazoa; Arthropoda; Insecta; Diptera; Dolichopodidae. The record is from RefSeq and is a predicted model, not a curated record. Gene Ontology annotation, molecular function: chemorepellent activity; semaphorin receptor binding. The transcript has 15 exons. Gene Ontology annotation, biological process: positive regulation of cell migration; semaphorin-plexin signaling pathway; negative regulation of axon extension involved in axon guidance. Bases 1 to 2070 code for a protein of 689 amino acids.